Monosiga brevicollis MX1 is the source of this 453-nucleotide messenger RNA. RefSeq lists its product as uncharacterized. Lineage: Eukaryota; Choanoflagellata; Craspedida; Salpingoecidae. The transcript has 2 exons. Bases 1 to 453 code for a protein of 150 amino acids. The record is from RefSeq and is a predicted model, not a curated record.
AUGGGAAUGCAGCGAAUCGAGGAGGGAAGCAAACAACAGGCAGAGGGGAAAAACAGGCAGUCACACUACAACAACAACAACGACGACGACGACGACGACAACAACAACAAGAAGCAAAGAGCACGUCUGGCGCACAUCACGAGCACUGGAAAAGAAGACGCGGGAGAGGGACAGAGAGAGAAGAGAAGAGAAGAGAAGAGAAGAGCAGAUGCUGGAGAAGCACAAGACGUCAAUGGCAGCCAGAGCGAAGAUGAGCAUGUCAAGAGGGCUGAGCAAGCCCGGCUGCCAAAACCAACAACAGGGCACAAGCACAGAGAGAGAGAGAGAGAGAGAGAGCAGAGAGCGCGCAGAGAGCAGAGAGACGCACACACACACACUCUCUCUCUCUCUCUCUCUCUCUCUCCUCUCCAUUUCUCUCUCUCUCUCUCACACACACACACACUUACCCAGUGA